Messenger RNA from Bipolaris victoriae FI3, 210 nucleotides. RefSeq lists its product as hypothetical. The annotation marks the transcript as partial. NCBI's taxonomy places the organism in Eukaryota, Fungi, Ascomycota, Dothideomycetes, Pleosporales, Pleosporaceae. The transcript has a single exon. The record is from RefSeq and is a predicted model, not a curated record.
CCGACCGCACGUAGCCAACUUGCGGUAUGGUAUGUAACCAAGACCUGGGUUUGCGGACCACUGAGCAGCCCUGCAAGUCCAAACGUCACAAUCAGCCAUGUGCUUGUCGCGUGGCCGUCAACGGAUUUCCAAGCUGAUCAGCAAACCUCCGCUGAGUCUCUCGCCUGUUCCCCACCAAUCCACACCCCUCCACAAUUCUUGCUGACAUGA